AAGAGGCCGAAAACAAGUGCCCGGUGUAGCAAGAAGUCGGCACUACAUCCUUCAAACAUGCUGUCCAGGCUCGUUUUACUGUCGGCCAAUGGCCUGAAAAGCAGCACCCCUCUUGGAGCUGGUCUGGUCCAGGCAUCUCGCUCCCUACACACAUCGUCCCAGAGUCAGGCCCCAGUGCCCCCUCUGCCAGAGACAGGAGGCAAAGUCCGUUAUGGCAUCAUCCCAGAGGAGCUUUUCCAGUUUCUGUACCCCAAAACUGGAGUUACAGGUCCCUACAUGCUGGGCACUGGACUCCUUGUUUAUAUGCUUUCCAAGGAAAUCUAUGUCAUCAACCAUGAGACUAUCGCUGCCGCCUCCAUCCUUGGCGUCAUCAUCUAUGGUGUCAAGAAAUUUGGUCCAAGUGUUGCAGCUUAUGCUGACAAAGUGAACGAUGAGAAAGUGGCCAAGGUUCAGAAGGUGAAGGAUGAAUCCAUGGCCAACCUGACUGAUGCUAUUGAGGAUGAGAAGAAGGAACAGUGGAGAGUAGAGGGAAGAUCAAUGCUCUUCGAUGCUAAGAGGAACAAUGUGGCCAUGCUGUUGGAGACCAACUACAGAGAGAGGCUACACAUGGUGACCAAUGAGGUGAAGAGACGCCUGGACUACCAGAUCGCCCUGCAGCAUCUCCAGACCCGCAUGGAGCAGGAGCACAUGGUCAACUGGGUGGAGAAGAGUGUCGUCGGCAGCAUCACUCCUCAGCAGGAGAAAGAGAGCAUCGCCAAGUGCAUCACAGACCUGAAGGCUCUGGCGAAGGCAACUCAGGUCAAAGCCACAGCCUAAACAAGUCUUCAGAGAAGACAUCUCUAGUCCCCAACUCAUGGCUCUAAGACGAGACGUUCACUUUCCUUUACAGAAUUUCCUCCUCAAAGAUUGUCUCUGUCAACAUGUAAUGGGUGUGUACAGUAUUUACACGUCAGCAGAUGGUAAAAUAAAUGGUUCUCUUAUUCAACUUCAA
Messenger RNA from Plectropomus leopardus (leopard coralgrouper), 991 nucleotides. RefSeq names its product ATP synthase peripheral stalk-membrane subunit b (gene atp5pb). Gene Ontology annotation, molecular function: proton-transporting ATP synthase activity, rotational mechanism. Lineage: Eukaryota; Metazoa; Chordata; Actinopteri; Perciformes; Serranidae. Gene Ontology annotation, biological process: proton motive force-driven ATP synthesis. The record is from RefSeq and is a predicted model, not a curated record.